AUGUCAGACUCAGAGGGGUGCCAGGAGGGUGCCGAAGGUGUCAACCAAGUGGGAGAUGAAUCACCUGGGGAGAGCGAGAGGCUGACAGCGCAGUGGAGCGUGGAAGACGAGGAGGAAGCAGCGAGAGAGCGACGGCGGCGGGAGCGGGAAAAGCAGCUGAGGUCCCAGGCAGAAGAAGGCUUGAAUGGCACUAGCUCCUGCUCGGAGAGCGCAGGUCCAGCACAGGAAAACCACUAUGACUUUAAGCCAUCCGGGACUUCGGAGCUGGAGGAGGAUGAGGGGUUCAGUGACUGGUCCCAGAAGCUUGAGCAACGCAAACAGAGGUCUCCGCGACAGUCAUAUGAAGAAGACGACGGUGGUGUGAGGGAAGCUGAAGUCAAACUGGAGCAGAUCCAGCUGGAUCAGGAAAGCCCGGAGGAGAUCCGGGAGGAGAAUGUGGCUACUGAGGAGGAAGAGAGGCUGUGCCAAGAGGAAGAACGGGUCCAAGAGCAGGAGGAAGAGGAGAGAGCUGAGCAAGAGGAAAAGAAGAGAAGAAGAAAUGAAGAAGAAGAAGAAACACCAGAAAAACGCCAGAAGGCCCCAAGCCCCGCCAGCCUGGAAGAGGAGGAGCUGUGCUCUGACCACACUGCAGUGUGCUCCACGAAGAGGGAUGGGCAAACCCAAUCUCUGAACACCAGCAUCCUGAAAGUUAACAGCAUAAAGAAGUCCCAGCCUCCCCUCCCAGUGUCGAAGAUCGAUGACAGGCUGGAGCAGUACACACAGGCUAUUGAGACGUCCACAAAGGCUCCAAAACCUGUCCGACAGCCCUCUCUGGACCUUCCCACCACAAGCAUGAUGGUAGCCAGCACAAAAAGCCUCUGGGAGACUGGAGAGGUUGCAGCUCAGUCUGCCGUGAAGUCCCUGCCCUGUAAGGAUAUCGUGGCUGGAGACAUCGUGAGUAAAAGGAGCCUUUGGGAACAGAAGGGCAGUCCCAAACCCGAGACUAACAUCAAGUCCACUCCUUCUGGCAAAAAGUAUAAAUUUGUUGCAACAGGCCAUGGCCAGUACAAGAAGGUGUUGAUAGAUGAUCCUGCAGAGCAAUAGCAUGCCUGGAGAACUCAUUAAC
Messenger RNA from Charadrius vociferus (killdeer), 1105 nucleotides. RefSeq names its product lymphocyte-specific protein 1 (gene LSP1). Gene Ontology annotation, molecular function: actin binding. The coding region runs from base 1 to 1083 and encodes 360 amino acids. Lineage: Eukaryota; Metazoa; Chordata; Aves; Charadriiformes; Charadriidae. The transcript is spliced from 11 exons. The record is from RefSeq and is a predicted model, not a curated record. Gene Ontology annotation, biological process: signal transduction.